AUGAAUCAUUCCAAACCCAAAGUCUACAUUGUUAUCUACUCUCUAUACCAUCAUGUCUACAAGCUAUCUUUAGCGGUACGUGAAGGACUGGUGGCGGAAGGCAUCGAUGCCACUAUUUUUCAAGUGCAAGAGACACUCGAUGAUAACGUAUUGCGAAGGAUGAAAGCGCCAGUGAAACCCGACAUACCAGUAAUCCGUUCACAGCAACUGGUGGAACCGGAUGGACUGAUUUUUGGCUUGCCCACGCGAUUUGGUUCAUUUCCUGCUCAAAUGAAGGCACUAUUGGACGCAACAGGAAUGAUCUGGGCCAACGGCGAACUGCAGGGAAAAUUUGCCGGUACAUUCUUCUCCACCGCUUCUCAGCAUGGAGGUCACGAGAGCUUGGCAUUGACAGCUAUCACGUAUCUUGCGCACCACGGGAUGAUGUAUGUUCCAUUUGGAUUUGCCAGCAAAGCGCUUUUUAGCAAUGACGAAGUGAUUGGCGGAUCGGCCUAUGGCGCUGGCACCAUUACCAAUGGGGACGGGUCAAGGCAGCCAAGCGAGGCCGAAUUAAAUAUUGCCAAAUAUCAGGGCCAACAAUUCGCUAAAAUAGUGAAAAAUUACGCUCGUGGUCGU
Messenger RNA from Radiomyces spectabilis, 615 nucleotides. Its product is annotated as NAD(P)H:quinone oxidoreductase, type IV. The record is from RefSeq and is a predicted model, not a curated record. Gene Ontology annotation, molecular function: FMN binding; NAD(P)H dehydrogenase (quinone) activity. The transcript is spliced from 3 exons. NCBI's taxonomy places the organism in Eukaryota, Fungi, Mucoromycota, Mucoromycetes, Mucorales, Radiomycetaceae. The annotation marks the transcript as partial.